CAAGAUGUGGUUACCUGAAGUAAGAAAUCCAAAUGUGCAAGAAUAUUUCAGGACUCAUACUCUUCUUGUAAGGCCUCUCUUCCAUAACAAUAAAAGGGAAGAUAUCAUGGACUAUAAACUCAACAUUACUAUAUAAUUGCUCUGCUUCCUUUUCAACAACAUUCUGAAUGGACUUCAUUUUUCAAACGCAUCUCAGUAUUUGUCCCUAUGAAGAGAGUAACGUCAUUCCCAAAACAUGCCUCUCAUAAUGAGAGAGAGUGAUUGCAAGCGUGCCGCUUCUUUCCAAGAAGAAGGGGAUUGUUGUACUGCGUCAUCAUGUGUCAUUUGACAAAUGAAAGUAUUUGUCUUAUCAAAUGACUGACUCUUACUGAACUUAAAAAAACAAACUGUAAUUGCGCAAUCCUUAAGGGCCAAUUACUUUUCAGGAAUACUGAGCUAAGAUGAAGGACAUGCCACUCAUAAUUCACUUUUUACUUGGCCUAUCAAUCAUUGCACUAGUACACGCUGUGGAUAAAAAAGCAGACUGCCCUCAGUCAUGUACAUGUGAGGUAAGGCCGUGGUUUACUCCAAGAUCUAUAUACAUGGAAGCUUUGACAGUAGACUGCAAUGAUGUAGGGCUCUCUGCCUUUCCAACCAUAUUGCCUACUGACACCCAGGUUCUACUCCUACAGGCAAACAACAUUAAAAACACUGAAUAUGCAUCAGACUUCCCAGUAAACCUUACUGGCUUGGAUUUAUCUCAGAACAGUUUGUCUUCAGUGGCCAAUAUUGAACUUAGGAGGAUGCCCCAUUUGCUUUCAGUGUAUCUUGAGGAAAACAAACUUACAGAGCUGCCUGACAAAUGUCUGUCUGGACUGACCAAUCUCCAAGAACUCUACAUUAACCACAACUUGCUUUCCUCAAUUGCACCAGGAGCUUUCAUGGGCCUUGAUAAUCUUCUUAGACUUCACCUCAAUUCAAAUAGUCUGCAACUGAUCAACAGGAAAUGGUUUGAAGCUAUCCCUAAUCUUGAGGUUCUAAUGAUUGGAGAAAAUCCAAUAAUCAGAAUUGAAGAUAAGAACUUUAAGCCCCUUAUCAAUCUGCGCAGCCUGGUUUUAGCAGGCAUAAAUCUCACAGAAAUACCAGAUAAUGCCUUGGCUGGCCUUGACAAUUUAGAAAGCAUCUCUUUUUAUGACAACAGAUUAGUUAAAGUGCCCCACACGGCUCUUCAGAAGGCUACAAACCUUAAGUUUCUGGAUCUAAACAAGAACCCUAUUAACAGAAUACAAAGAGGGGAUUUUAGCAAUAUGGUACACCUCAAAGAACUGGGAAUUAAUAAUAUGCCUGAACUUAUAUCUAUAGAUAAUCUGGCUGUUGACAAUUUGCCAGAUUUGAGAAAAAUAGAAGCUACAAACAACCCCAGAUUAUCAUACAUCCACCCAAAUGCAUUCUUCCAACUUCCCCGUUUGGAAUCACUCAUGCUCAACAGUAAUGCGCUUAGUGCCCUGUACCGCAGUACAAUUGAGUCUUUGCCUAAUCUCAAGGAAAUCAGCAUACACAGCAACCCAAUCCGAUGUGACUGCGUCAUCCGAUGGAUUAACAUGAAUAAAACUAGCAUUAGAUUCAUGGAGCCAGAGUCAUUAUUUUGUGUGGACCCUCCAGAAUUUCAAGGUCAGAACGUGAGGAAGGUUCAUUUCAGGGAAAUGAUGGAAAUCUGCCUUCCACUGAUAGCUCCAGAAAGUUUCCCCUCAAGCCUGAAUUUAGAAACAGGAAGCUACAUUUCCUUACACUGUAGAGCGACAGCAGAACCAGAACCUGAAGUGUACUGGAUAACUCCAUCAGGACACAAGCUAUUGCCAAACACGGUUUCUGCCAAAUACUAUGUGCAUUCAGAAGGAACACUGGAUAUCAGUGAUAUAACACAUCAAGAAAGUGGCCUAUAUACAUGUAUAGCAACUAAUUUGGUUGGUGCAGAUUUAAAAUCUAUUAUGAUUAAUGUGGAUGGUUCUUCUCCCCAGGAUAACCAUAAAUCUUUGUCUAUUAAAAUAGAAGAUGUGCAAUCUAAUUCUGCACUACUCUCCUGGAAAGCAAAUUCUAAAAUAGUGAAAUCAGCCAUUAGAUGGGCUGCCUUUCCAAAAGAUGGAAACUCUCAGCCUUUUUGGAGCGCUCGUAUCCCAUCACACAUCAAGGUCUAUAAUUUUACACAUCUAACCCCAUCGACGGAAUACACAAUUUGUAUGGACAUCCCCACUGUCCAACUGCGGAACGCGAGGCAAUGCAUCAAUGUCACCACAAAAGGACUGGAUCUGGCAAUGACAAAUUAUAAGAAAAGGAACAUCAUCACAUUUCUGGCCUGCCUUGGGGCUCUUUUGGGAUUCAUAUGCGUGGUAUCUCUCUUCAGCUGCAUCUCUCGUGAAAUGAACUGUGAUGCAGGACACAGCUAUUUAAGGAAUUACCUGAAGAAACAAUCUUUUUCAUUCAUUGAGCUUUAUCCUCCUCUAAUUAGCCUUUGGGAUACUGACAAAGAAAAAAGCACAUCGCUUGAAGUCAAAGCAACAGUAAUAGGUGUUCCGGCUAACAUGUCAUGAAAUAUCAGUGUUGCUGUACUUAAUGUUUAAAAUGACAUGCAUAGGACUACAGUUGUGCUUAACAAAAAGGCAGAAAAAAGCAUUCCUCUAUAAGCGUCACACAGCCUUGGACUCAGCUACUGGAGAAGCUACAAAUGAGGAUAAUUUACUGGUGUGGAUUUUUUUAAAAAAACAAACAAACCCCUGUCUUCAAAGUACUGUGCCAACCAAAUUGUUUUAUAGGACUUUAUAGUGUUACUUCUUAUAAUCUAAGAAGCACUUAAUACUGUCACAGCAGUGAAAGUAGGAGAGAAAAUUUUCUGUAUUUGUUUUUUAUUAUUAUUAAAUGUAGGAAUAGUAGAACUGAGUAAUACCCUCCUCCUCCUGUGUUGUAUGACACACACUAGCCACGAGGUUUUUUUUUUCUUUUGCAGUGACCAGAUGAAACUAGAAUUGAUGCGUGGUGUAAUGAAAUGGAGAAAUUCUGUAGAGUAGACACAGUGACUAUGUGAAACUUUUUU
This is a messenger RNA of Eublepharis macularius, 3067 nucleotides long. It is a transcript of the gene LRRN3, whose product is annotated as leucine rich repeat neuronal 3. The coding region runs from base 441 to 2567 and encodes 708 amino acids. The record is from RefSeq and is a predicted model, not a curated record. Lineage: Eukaryota; Metazoa; Chordata; Lepidosauria; Squamata; Eublepharidae. The transcript is spliced from 2 exons. Gene Ontology annotation, molecular function: protein binding.